Mytilinidion resinicola is the source of this 1277-nucleotide messenger RNA. RefSeq lists its product as uncharacterized. Lineage: Eukaryota; Fungi; Ascomycota; Dothideomycetes; Mytilinidiales; Mytilinidiaceae. The record is from RefSeq and is a predicted model, not a curated record. Bases 229 to 1086 code for a protein of 285 amino acids. The transcript has a single exon.
UCAACGUUCGAAGACCCGGCGCUGCCUCCGAAGCGCAUACCUCAUUAUCUCGCCUCCGUUGUGAACAGGAUCUUGCAGCUACAAUAACAGUAAACAAGAGCGAGGCGCCAUCAACCCCCACAGACCGGUUUGCUCAGGCAACAUUUCCAAUACGCUUCUCUCCCACCCCACCCUUUCGGCGUUACGCCUUGGCUUUGUUGUUAAGCACCAUCAGCGCCCUACAACAACAUGGACUUAACACCGACAGUCAGCGCCCCUGCGUUGAGCGGCACCAAAUGCGCAUCAUCUUCUUCUCUUCGUAUUCUUGAGAAUCCUCCAAGCAGCGCGGCCGAUGUCGUGGUAAUUUUUAGCCAGCUAGUCACACAUCGAAAACGGCAGGAAGAUUGCUGCGAGCGAUUGAAGGCUGCGAAACUACCGGCGAGAAUCGUCACGUUUGCUUACGAUGCCCAACCGCCUAAUUCCAUGAACAAUGGUACUCAAGGCCUUACGUGUGCUGAAGCAGCCGCGGUUUUCUGCCAUUCGUUAUCCUCAGAGCGCGAGGCCUCCGGAAGAAAGAACGAUCCAAUUAUUUUCAUUACGACUUCGAUCAGCGUAGACUCAAUUAUCCCGAUAAUCUUGGGCGACAGCCUUAGUCCUCUGGCAGAAGAAACAGACAUUAACAGCAUCAUUUCCGCUCCAAUCAAGCGCUCAACCUUUGGCGUACUGCGCCUUCCCGCUUCUCCUUAUACUUAUCGCCAACGAAUCCUCGAAACGGCCAUACUAUCAUCCCUACAAGCGGUCAUCAUCAUUCCGCUACACAUCUACAAGCUCUACUGCGGCAGCCUUUUUGACACGAGCUGGCCGAUCUGGUCAUCAUUACCCGUUAUAGGCUUCGUCAUUACGGCGAGUUUAUCGGAACGCCCCUCUGUCGGGAUACUAUCCUUCUGGAUAGGUAUUGAUCUCAUUAUUCGAGUAUUCCAAGACUCUCCUGCACUACUAUUUGUCCAAAAGGCCCUGAAAUACACUUUGCUGGGAUACUUUGCUCUAGGCUACGUAGAUCUGGCUACGAUGCAGUUUGACGUCAACCGUAAUGAUCGGCUACAAUAGGUGUUCAUCGUGGUCGGCAUUUCGGCAGUCAUCACCAAGCAUUGGCAUUUCGCCACCGCAACUUCGGUCAACCUACAAGCCCUCACCUUACCGUUAGCAGUUACUAUUACGGCUUCCAUGGUCUUUAGCGCAUAGGUGCAUUGGGUCUGGCGGUUCAUUUCGAAUGAUAGAGGAUCGGAAAUGGAAAAGAA